Messenger RNA from Aspergillus saccharolyticus JOP 1030-1, 2421 nucleotides. Its product is annotated as putative NAD+ kinase Utr1. Gene Ontology annotation, molecular function: NAD+ kinase activity. The record is from RefSeq and is a predicted model, not a curated record. The coding region runs from base 204 to 2180 and encodes 658 amino acids. The transcript has 2 exons. Gene Ontology annotation, biological process: NAD+ metabolic process; NADP+ biosynthetic process. Lineage: Eukaryota; Fungi; Ascomycota; Eurotiomycetes; Eurotiales; Aspergillaceae.
CGGCCUGGUUUUUCCAUCCCGUCCCCCCAUAAUCACUUACUGCCGCACUGCGUACUCCGUGUGAUUGAUUGUUCCAAGACACAAUCCAUUUUCCUUCUCCACCUUCUCCUCCUCCUCCCCUACUGCGUCUUACUUAUUCUCUAGCCUGUCCCCUUCAUCCCCUCCCCUCAAUUCGUCUUCUAUCACUUUGCUCACUCCUGUCCAUGGCGUCCUCCCCGCCAGAUCAUGCCCCCAUGAAUCUUCCCCAAUCAUCCCCCGGAUCUUCAUGCGCCACGAACCCUCCUUCAGAUCCGGCCUGUUUGCCUGCCUCGCCCUCCGCCGCCCCACCACUAUCAGAUCCUCCGACACGCCCGCCUGUCCAGCGCUCUGCCACGGUGGGAGCACUGCUUCUGCGCGAUUAUGCCUUGAACAUCGACCCCUCCGAGACCACCAGCGACAUCCAUACUGACCAUUCGACUUCCGUGCCGCCCGAGUGCCGUCGCGAGACUCGCCAGCCCUCGGAGAUUGCGCGGGAGGACUCCGCCGUGCCGUCGCUUCCGUCGCCCUCCUUCCUCCACCUGCGACGACAGAGCGCUGUCUUUUCCGGCCACCAACGAAACGCAUUGUCCAGCGAUUCGAUCCCCCGUCAAACAAUCCUCAAAGCCCUCGCGUCUCGACCGUCUAUCUCCGGGCAACAGAACCCCAACAUGCCGCUGGCGGCAUCGCUGGGGCUCCUGCCCGCCAACUCGACCAACCCCAACACCUCCGACGAGCCCACGCGCCGGGCCUCGAUCAAUUCGUCCCAAAAGCUGUCAGCUGCUUUGUCCAACAUGCAACUCGGAGCUUAUCUCGAUCGGGCCACUCCAUCGGCGCGUUUAGCCCUGCAGUCGCCCUGCUUCUUUCACCAACGGUUCGACGACGCCGUCAACAUACAAAAAGUGCUGGAGGAGAUUACCGAUGACGAGUGGCUAUCACAUUCGCGGCUGGUGCAGACCGCGACGGGGGUGCGGGAGGUAUCCAAGCAAUUGCAGCGGCGACCCAUCAAACGCGCCGUCAAGACGGUCAUGAUUGUCACCAAGGCGCGCGACAACAGCCUAGUGCACCUCACGCGCGAACUGGCAGAGUGGCUCCUCUCGACGCCACGGUACGGGAAUGAGAUUGGGGUCAAUGUAUACGUGGAUGCCAAGCUACGCCACUCAAAACGGUUCGACGCGCAAGGUCUCCUGGAGAAGGACCCGCGGUACCAGGAUAUGCUCCGCUACUGGACGCCCGAUCUGUGCUGGUCGUGUCCCGAGCGGUUCGACCUUGUGUUGACGCUGGGGGGCGACGGCACGGUGUUGUUCACCUCCUGGCUCUUCCAGCGGAUCGUGCCGCCUGUGCUUUGUUUCUCCCUGGGCAGCCUGGGAUUUUUGACGACUUUCGAGUUCGAGAGUUACAAAGACCACCUGAACGCCGUCAUGGGCGAUGUCGGCAUGCGAGUCAACCUCCGCAUGCGGUUCACGUGCACCGUCUUCCGCAAGGACCGCAGCAAAGGCGCUGAGGCCGGGGCCGUCGAGGAAGGGGAGCAAUUUGAGGUUCUCAACGAGCUGGUGAUUGACCGUGGUCCUUCGCCUUAUGUCUCCAAUCUCGAGCUGUAUGCAGACAAUGAUUUGCUUACGGUGGUUCAAGCCGACGGCUGCAUCUUCUCCACGCCUACAGGUUCAACGGCAUACUCCCUUUCGGCUGGAGGCUCGCUGAUCCACCCCUCGAUCCCGGGCAUCCUCCUCACUCCGAUCUGUCCCCACACCCUCUCUUUCCGACCCAUGGUUCUUUCUGACACCUCUUUGCUGCGCAUCGCCGUGCCGCCGGGCUCGCGCUCAACCGCGCACUGCUCGUUCGACGGCAAAGGCCGCGUGGAACUCCGUCAAGGAGACUAUGUGACUGUCGAAGCCAGCCAGUACCCGUUUCCGACUGUGGUAUCAGGUAGCGGAGAGUGGUUUCACAGCGUGCAGCGGGCGCUGCGGUGGAACACGCGCGGGGCGGUGCAGAAAAGCUGGUCAGCGGUGGACGGGGCGGAGGAAGAGGACGAGGAGGACGAGGAUUGGGACAUUGACACAGAUGCGGGGUUGGCGGGGACGGACAGUGGGCUGGGACCCAGUGAGGACGGGGAUGCGGGCUCGGUCAGCCCGAUGAAGCGACAGAUGAGCAUGUUGAGCAUGUAGCCGUUGUCUGGUGACUGGAUUCUUGUUAGGCGUUGGUCGGAUACACCCGGGUACACAGACCAUUUCGGGCGAUUGGUUCUUGGGACAGCGAGUUCGGGUCACUUGAUAUAGCAUGAUAUAGACUUUGGAUAAUCUCGGGACUGUCUGAUCUUGAGCGGACGUGAUGAUGAUAGGAAGACUUGGUAUAUUAUGAUGACACCCCGCAAGCAUACAGAUCAUACUGCGCAUAUAUACUACUAGU